AUGCCGGUAGGAGGAGCUACGCGUGGUGGAAAGAUUAAAAACACUCGUAAAAAGGGACCGCCACCCGCAACCAAAAAGUCGGCAGCAGGAGCCGCGGGCGGUAAACCAAAGAUCCUGAAGCCUCUCUACCCCAUGACGAACAAAGGCACCAGCAACGCAAAACCCAGUUUUAUGAAAGGGGUGCCGACACCAGAAUGGAACACUCUGCUCAAAAAACAGGAAACGGUCUUACGAGGCCCCAGAGCAAAGGAAGUGACGAUCUCGAAGCUGGAUUUCGUGUACAUCAAUCUCUUGGUGGGAGAUGACGUGCAGGGAGUUGACGAACCCAGUACGAAUGUGCAAAGUCUGGUGCUGGUCAAGGAGAUUAGGGAGUAUGAUGGCGAGGAUGAUCUACUGUGGAUUUAUUGGUGUGAGUGGAGGGAGGAGAAGUGGUGGUUGAGUGCCAAUCAGGAAAUUCAUAAGGCGGAUACUGUUGCGGAGGUGCUGGGGGAUAAGAGUGUGGUGGAGACGGAGAGGGUUAUUGGGUAUAAGAAGAGUGUUGAGAUUGUGAGAACGGAGGGGUGGUUGAAGGAUCUUUUGGACAGGGCGUUGGCGGCGGGGACUUAG
Glarea lozoyensis ATCC 20868 is the source of this 606-nucleotide messenger RNA. RefSeq lists its product as uncharacterized. Bases 1 to 606 code for a protein of 201 amino acids. Lineage: Eukaryota; Fungi; Ascomycota; Leotiomycetes; Helotiales; Helotiaceae. The record is from RefSeq and is a predicted model, not a curated record. The transcript has 2 exons.